Molecule: messenger RNA, 7965 nt
Organism: Anguilla anguilla (European eel)
Lineage: Eukaryota; Metazoa; Chordata; Actinopteri; Anguilliformes; Anguillidae
Exons: 71
Coding region: 1-7965 (2654 amino acids)
Molecular function (GO): carbohydrate binding
Source: RefSeq, a predicted model, not a curated record
AUGCAUCUAUACUUCCGGGGAGUUGUGCACCGCAAGAUCAACAGGUUCCACAUCAACCUGCAGUAUGGGCAGCAGCGUGGCCUUAAAGCCUUACACUUCAACCCCAGGUUCAGACCCUCACAGGUGGUGGUGUUAAACUCCUUCCGAAAUGGCAGAUGGGAUCUGGAGGAGAGGGUCCAUGAGAUGCCCUUCUGUAAGGGAGAGAGCUUUGAGAUUCUCUUCAUUGUCACUGCAAAGGGCUACCAGGUGAACGUAAACGGCCGUCCGUUCUACACGUUCAAGCACCGCAUGCCUGUGAAGACUGUGAACGCCAUAAAGAUCGCUGGGGAUGUUUCCAUAGAAACCAUCAACAUCACUGGGGGAGGACAAGAUGGCGUUCAGGGAUAUAGAGGGCUACGAAAGAUGACGAUUACAAAAAUCCCACACGUGGGGCUCAUCUACGGUGGAUUGAGGACGGGGACGUAUAUGUACUUCCGAGGAACCAUUCCACAUAAGAUAGCGAGAUUCCACAUCAACCUGAACUUGGGGGAGUUGAAAGGAUGUGACAAAGCCUUACACUUCAACCCUCGGUUCAAACCCUCUGAGGUGGUGGUGUUCAACACCUUCCGAAAUGGCAGAUGGGAUCGGGAGGAGAGGGUCAAUAAGAUGCCCUUCCGUAGGGGAGAGGACUUUGAGCUGCUCUUCAUUGUCACUGCACAUGGCUUUCAGGUGAACAUAAACGGCCGUCAGUUCUACUUGUUCAAGCACCGCAUGCCAGUGGAGUACGUGAGCGGCCUAAAGAUCGCUGGGGACGUCUCCAUGAAAACCGUCAACAUGAUCAGGAAAAUCCCACAUGUGGGCCCAGUCUACGGUGGAUUGAGGACGGGGAUGGCUCUGUUCUUCCGGGGAACUGUUCCACAGGAGAUCAACAGGUUUCACAUCAACCUUCAGUCUGGAGAAUUGAAGGGCAGUGACAAAGCCUUGCACUUCAACCCCCGGUUUGCAGGUGGUGAGGUGGUGGUGUUCAACACCAUGCGGAAUGGCAGAUGGGAAAAUGAGGAGAGGCCCAGUGAGAUGCCCUUCCGUAAGGGAGAGGACUUUGAACUGGUCUUCAUUAUCACCGCAGAGGGCUACCAGGUGAACGUAAACGGCCGUCAGUUCUACCUGUUCAAGCACCGCAUGCCAGUGGAGCAAGUGAGUGCCAUAAAGAUCGCUGGGGACGUCUCCAUGCAGACCCUCAACAUGACUGAGAGCAUCCCAUUUGUGGGGCCCAUCCACGGCUGUUUGAGAACAGGGAUGUAUAUGUACUUCCGAGGAACAGUUCACCAAAACAUCAACAGGUUCCAUAUCAACCUGCAGUACGGGGAGAAGAAAGGCUGUGACAAGGCCUUACACUUCAACCCCCGGUUCGCCGGCAAUGGGGUGAUAGUGUUCAACAGCUUCCAGAACGGCUGGAAAAGAGAGGAGAGGGUUCAUCAGAUGCCCUUCUGUAAGGGAGAGGACUUUGAGCUGGUCUUCAUUGUCACCCCAGUGGGCUACCAGGUGAUCGUAAACGGUCGUCCAUUGUACUUGUUCAAGCACCGCAUGCCGGUGGAACACGUGAGUGCCCUAAAAAUUGCUGGGGAUGUCUCCAUGGAGUACGUCAACCUGAUUGGGGGAGGAAAUAGACUUGCAGGUCUGGGAAAGAUGGCUGUUACUAGCAUCCCACACUUGGGACCCAUCUUGGGCGGUUUAAGGACAGGGAUGUUUAUGUUCUUCCGGGGAACAGUUUCACAAGCGAUCAACAGAUUCCACAUCAACCUGCAGUUAGGGGAGAUGAAAGGCUGUGACAAGGCCUUACACUUCAACCCUCGGUUCAAGCCCAGUCAGGUGGUGGUGUUCAACACCUUCCGGAACGGCAGAUGGGAAAAGGAGGAGAGGGUCCAUGAGAUGCCCUUCACUGAGGGUGAAGAAUUUGAGCUGCUCUUUAUCAUUACCCCAGUGGGCUACCAGGUGAUUGUAAACGGCCGUCAGUACUACUUGUUCAAACACCGCAUGCCGCUGGAGCAUGUGAGCGCCCUAAAAAUCGCUGGGGAUGUCUCCAUGGAGAUCGUCAAACUUACUGGGGGAGAAGAUGACGACCAGGAGGGCCGUCCAGGUUUCGGAAGAAUGGUCAUUCCUAAAAUCGCACAUGUAGGGCCCAUCCGUCGUGGUUUGAAAUAUGGGAUGGCUUUGCAGUUCCAGGGAACAGUUCUCAAAGACAUCAGCAGGUUCCACAUCAACCUUCAGUAUGGGAGAAAGGAUGGCUGUGACCUGGCCUUACACUUCAACCCUCGAUUCAAGCCCUAUGAGGUGGUGGUGUUCAACACCUUCCGCAAGGGUAGAUGGGAAAGGGAGGAGAGGCCCAAAGGGAUGCCCUUCAGUAAGGGAGAGGACUUUGAACUGGUCUUCUACAUCACCUCAGUGGGCUUCCAGGUGUAUGUAAACGGUGCUAAGUUCUAUUUGUUCAAGCACCGCAUGCCAGUGGAAAAUGUGAAUGCCCUAAAGAUCGCUGGGGAUAUCUCCAUGGAGGCUGUCGACAUGACCGAGGAAGAACCGGAGGAAAAGCCAGACGGUUUUUGUGGAGGCAUACUGGAACAUCCAGAGAUUUUGAGCGUCCCAUACCUGGAGCCCAUCUCUGGCGGUUUGAGGACAGGGACAUCUCUGUUGGUUAAAGGAACGGUUCCCAGCAAUAGCUACAGGUUCAGCAUCAAUCUGUACUGUGGGGAAGAGGAUGGCUCUGACGAUGCUUUCCACUACAAUCCCCGAUUCGAUUCCAAUUUGGUGGUGUUCAACACCUUCCGGAACGGCCACUGGGAACAAGAGGAGAGACCCUCUGGGAUGCCCUUCAGUAAGGGAGAGGAGUUUGAGACGGUCAUCACUGCCACUUCAGAUGGCUACCAGGUUAAUGUAAAUGGAAGCGAAUUCCACUUGUUCAAGCACCGCAUGCCGUUGGCGAACGUGAGUGCCAUAAAGAUCGUUGGAGACGUCACCCUGCACAAAGUCACCUUCAUUGAGGGAGGCAUACUGGAACAUCCAGAGAUUUUGAGCGUCCCAUACCUGGAGCCCAUCUCUGGCGGUUUGAGGACAGGGACAUCUCUGUUGGUUAAAGGAACGGUUCCCAGCAAUAGCUACAGGUUCAGCAUCAAUCUGUACUGUGGGGAAGAGGAUGGCUCUGACGAUGCUUUCCACUACAAUCCCCGAUUCGAUUCCAAUUUGGUGGUGUUCAACACCUUCCGGAACGGCCACUGGGAACAAGAGGAGAGACCCUCUGGGAUGCCCUUCAGUAAGGGAGAGGAGUUUGAGACGGUCAUCACUGCCACUUCAGAUGGCUACCAGGUUAAUGUAAAUGGAAGCGAAUUCCACUUGUUCAAGCACCGCAUACCGUUGGCGAACGUGAGUGUCUUAAAGAUCGUUGGAGACGUCACCCUGCACAAAGUCACCUUCAUUGGGGGAGGACUAGGAGACAUAGUGAUAUGUCCAGGGAUACUUAUUGUACCACCGAUAUGUGACUUAGGUCCACCAAUUAUAGCAGUUCCAGAAGUUCUACCAGUAAAGAAGGUGAUCUCAUAUGUGGGGCCCAUCUAUGGCGGUUUGAGGCCAGGGAUGUCUGUGCUCUUCCGAGGAACGGUUCCUCAAAAGAUCAACAGGUUCAGCAUCAAUCUGUACUGUGAGGAGAAGGAAGGUUGUGACAAUGCCUUCCACUUCAACCCCCGAUUCCAUUCCAAUGUGGUGGUGUUCAACACCCACCGGAAUGGUGGCUGGGAAAAUGAGGAGCGGCCCACUGGGUUUCCCUUCUGUUGGGGAGAGGACUUUGAGAUCCUCUACAUCAUCACCUCAGAGGGCUACCAGGUGAAAGUAAACGGUAAAGAGUUCCACUUGUACAAGCAUCGCAUGCCGGUGGAGCAAGUCCGUGACAUAAAGAUCUUUGGGGAGGUCUCAAUGCAUACUGUUAACAUCAUUCAGGGAGGACGAAAAGGCAUACCGGAACAACUAAGUCUAGGAAAGAUGACAUUUAAUACUAUUCCCUAUCAUGGGCCCAUCCACGGCGGUGUGAGGAAGGGGAUGUAUCUGUACUUCCGGGGAACAAUUCACGAUGACAUCAACAGGUUCCACAUCAACCUGGAGUGUGGAGGCAAGAAAGGCAACAGAGCCUUACACUUCAACCCCCGGUUUAAGCCUUCUGAGGUGGUGGUGUUCAACACCUUCUUGAACGGAAGAUGGGGAAAGGAGGAGCGAGUCCAAGAGAUGCCCUUCCAUAAGAGAGAGAGCUUUGAGCUGGUGUUCUUUGUCACCCCAAAAGGCUACCAGGUGAUCGUAAACGGUCGUCGGUUCUACAUGUACAAGCACCGCUUGCCAGUGGAGCACGUGAACACCUUGGCAAUUGCUGGAGACGUCUCCAUGGAGACCCUCAAAAUGAUCGGGGGAGGCGUUCAGAAAUACCAAGGUCCACGAAAAAUAUUGGUUACUAAAAUCCCACAUGUGGGGCCCGUCUAUGGCAGCUUAAGGACAGGGAUGUAUGUCUUCUUCCGGGGAACGGUUCCACAAAAUAUCAACAGGUUCCACAUCAACCUGCAAUAUGGGGAGAGAAAAGGCUCUGACAUAGCCUUACACUUCAACCCCCGGUUCACGCCCUCAGAGGUGGUGGUGUUCAACAGCUUCCGGAACGGCAGAUGGGAAAAUGAGGAGAGGCCCUCUGAGAUGCCCUUCCGUAAGGGAGAGGACUUUGAGCUGGUCUUCUUUAUCACCGCAGAGGGCUACCAGGUGAACGUGAACGGUCGUCGGUUCCACUUCUUCAAGCACCGCAUGCCAGUGGAGACAGUGGGUGCAUUAAGUAUCGCUGGAGACGUCUCCAUGAAAACCGUCAACAUGAUCGGGGGAGGACGCGAAGGCGGACAGCUUCAUCCAAGCCUAGGAAGGAUAGUGGUUUCUAAAAUUCCACACGUGGGGCCCGUCUAUGGUGGUUUGAGAUCUGGAUUGUAUCUGUACUUCAAGGGAACCGUUCCCCAAGAAAUCAAAAGAUUCCAUAUCAACCUGCAGUAUGGGCAGAUGAAAGGAUGCGACAAGGCCUUACACUUCAACCCCCGGUUCGAGCCCGAAGAGGUGGUGGUGUUCAACUCCUUCCGGAAUGGCAGCUGGGAACAGGAGGAGAGGCCUGCUGAGAUGCCCUUCACUAAGGGAGAGGACUUUGAGCUGGUCUUCAUCAUCACCUCAGAAGGCUACCAGGUGAACGUAAAUGGCCGUCAAUUCUACUUGUUCAAGCACCGCAUGCCAGUGGAACAAGUGAAUGCCAUAAAGAUCGCUGGGGAAGUCUCCAUGGAGACCGUCAACUUGACUGAGGGAGGACAAGAGGAACAACCAGAGCAAGAAGACACAGUGAAAAUCCCACAUUUGCGGUCCGUCCAUGGUGGUUUGAGGUCAGGGACGUAUCUGUACUUCAAGGGCACCAUUCCCCAAGAGAUUAAAAGGUUCCACAUCAACCUGCAGUACGGAGAGAAGAAAGGCUGUGACAAGGCCUUACACUUCAACCCCCGAUUCGAACCCGAAGAGGUGGUGGUGUUCAACAGCUUCCGGAAUGGCAGCUGGGAACAGGAGGAGAGGCCCUCUGAGAUGCCCUUCACUAAGGGAGAGGACUUUGAGCUCUUCAUCUUUGUCACCGCAGAGGGAUACCAGGUGAAUGUAAACGGUCGUCAGUAUUACUUGUUCAAGCACCGCAUGCCAGUGGAGCACGUGAGCGCCGUGAAGGUUGUUGGGGACGUCUCCAUGAAAACCGCCAAUGUCAUCAAGAGAGGACCAGGAGCUGUAGAGGGAAAACCAGAUCUAGGAACGAUGGUGGUCAGUAAAAUCCCACACGUGGGGUCCCUCUUCGGUGGUUUGAGGCCAGGGAUGUAUCUGUACUUCCGAGGAACUGUUCCUCAAGAGAUUGAAAGGUUCCACAUCAACCUGCAGUUUGGGAAAAUGAAAGGCUGUGACAAGGCCUUACACUUCAACCCCCGGUUCAAGCCCGAAGAGGUGGUGGUGUUCAACAGCUUCCGGAACGGUGGCUGGGAAAAUGAGGAGAGGCCCACUGAGAUGCCCUUCCGUAAGGGAGAGGACUUUGAGCUGGUCUUCUUUAUCACCGCAGAGGGCUACCAGGUGUACGUAAAUGGUCGUCACUUCCACUUGUUCAACCACCGCAUGCCAGUGGAGCAAGUGAGCGCCAUUAAGAUCGUCGGGGACGUCUCUGUGCAGAAACUUAACACAAUCAAGAGAGUACCAGGACAUAGACAACCAGGUUUUGGACAGAUGGCGAUUCGUAAAAUUCCACAUGUGGGGCGUCUCUUUGGUGGCCUGAGACCGGGGAUGUCUUUGUACUUCCGGGGAACUGUUCCCAAGAACAUCAACAGGUUCCACAUCAACCUGCAGUGUGGGGAGAAAGAAGGCGGAGACACAGCCAUGCACUUCAACCCCCGGUUCGCCGGCAACGGGGUGGUGGUGUUCAACACCUUCCGGAAUGGCAAAUGGGAAAAGGAGGAGAGGCCCACUGAGAUGCCCUUCCGUGAGGGAGAGCAGUUUGUGUUGGUCUUCAUUGUCACCUCAGAGGGCUAUCAGGUGAAUGUAAACGGUCGUGAGUUUUACUUGUUCAAGCACCGAAUUCCACUGGAGCACGUGAGUGCCAUAAAGAUUGCUGGGGAAGUCUCCAUUGAGACUGGCGAAAUCACCCAGGGUGAAGAAGAGGAACCAGAAAAAGAAAAGGAAGAAAAGAUUGUUCCUAGCAUCCCACACGUGGGGCCCAUCUCCGGUGGUCUGAGGCCAGGGAUGUCUUUGUGCUUCUCUGGAACCAUUCCCGAGGAGGCCAAUAGGUUCAGCAUCAAUCUGCAUUGUGGGGACGAAGAAGGCUGUGACAAUGCCUUCCACUUCAACCCCCGAUUUGAGCCUUCAGACGUGGUGGUGUUCAACACCUUCCGGAACGGCAGCUGGGAAAAUGAGGAGCGGGUCGAGGACAUGCCCUUCCAGCCCGGGGAUGACUUUGAGCUGGUCUUCGUUGUCACAUCAGAGGGUUACCAGGUGAAAGUAAACGAUCGGAAGUUCUACUUGUUCAAGCACCGCAUGCCAAUGGAAAAUGUGACCACCAUCAGGAUCUUUGCAGAUGUCUCCAUUCAAACCAUCAACAUCAUAGAGGGAGGAACAGGAGCCAUGCAGGGACGUCUUACUCAAGGAAAGAUAGUGGUGGAUAAAAUGCCAUUUGUGGAGCACCUGCACCACAGCUUGAAGACGGGGAUGUACAUGUACUUCCGAGGAAAGGUUGAUGAUGACAUCAACAGGUUCCACAUCAACCUGCAAGAUGGAGACAUGAAGGGCUGUGCAAAGGCUCUACAUUUCAACCCCAGAUUCCAGCCCCAUGAGGUGGUGGUGUUCAACACCUUCCAGAACGGCAAAUGGGGAAAGGAGGAGAGGGUCAAUGAGAUGCCCUUCCGUAAGGGAGAGGAGUUUGAGCUGGUCAUCAUUGUCACCGCAAAGGGCUACCAGGUGAUCGUAAACGGUCGUCGGUUCUACAUGUUUAAGCACCGCUUGCCAGUGAACCAAGUGAGUGGCCUAAAGAUCGCUGGGGAUGUCUCCAUGGAAACCAUUGACAUGACCGAGAUAUGCCUUCAGGGAUAUCAAGGUCGAUACAAGAUGGCGGUGACUAAAAUCCCACACGUGAGCCCCGUCUUGGGUGGUUUGAGGCCAGGGAUGUAUCUGUACUUCCGGGGAACAGUUCCUGAAGAGAUCAACAGGUUCCACAUCAACCUGCAGUAUGGGCAGGGCAAAGGCUGUGACAAGGCCUUACACUUCAACCCCCGGUUCACGCCCGAAGAGGUGGUGGUGUUCAACUCCUUCCGGAACGGUGGAUGGCAACACGAGGAGAGGUCCUCUGAGAUGCCCUUCCGUAAGGGAGAGGAGUUUGAGCUGCUCUUCAUCAUCACUUCAGAGGGCUACCAGAGCUAG